Corvus hawaiiensis (hawaiian crow) is the source of this 6990-nucleotide messenger RNA. It is a transcript of the gene SNX19, whose product is annotated as sorting nexin 19. The record is from RefSeq and is a predicted model, not a curated record. The transcript has 11 exons. Gene Ontology annotation, cellular component: intracellular membrane-bounded organelle; early endosome membrane. Bases 725 to 3559 code for a protein of 944 amino acids. Lineage: Eukaryota; Metazoa; Chordata; Aves; Passeriformes; Corvidae. Gene Ontology annotation, molecular function: phosphatidylinositol binding.
AGCGGAAGUGCCGGCGGAAGUGGCGGGUGGUGCCGGCGCAGUGCCCGGGCGGUGAGUCGGGCCCGGGGAUCCCGGUGUGGUGGGUUUGGAGGAUACCCAGUCAAGGGCUCCGGUUUGCUGGGCUCUGUGAGCCCCAGUGCCUGGUGAGGGACUGGGCUUGGGGGGAUCCGUGCCUCUUCCCGGUGCCCGCUGAGGAGCACGGUCGGCGCGUCCCGGUGCCCGGUACGGGGCUGAGCUGUGCCAAGCCCCAGCGCUCGGCGAGGGGCCCGGUCUUGGGGGGGCUCUGACCAGUCUCGGUGCCUGAUGAGGAGCCCGCUGUGGGGGUCUUUAAGGAGCCCCGGUGGGGGACCUGGGAGGCUGUGCCCCAGAACGCAGUCAGGGGUCCCGGUGUGCUGGGCUCUGUGAGCCCCGCUGUCCGGUGAGGGCCCCGGUCUGGGGGGUUCUGACCCACCCCAGCGGCUGCUGAGGAGCCCCGGGCCCCAGUAAGGGUCCCAGACAGCGGAGCCCCGGUGCCCAGUCAGGGUCCGGAUCUGCUGGGCGCUCUGAGCCCCGGUGGCUGGUGAGGUUUCGGGGUGGUUGAGCCCCCGAUCCCCACUCCGGCAGCCCAGUCUGGGGGGCCCUGAAGAGCCCUCGGGCCUGGUGAGGUGUCGAGCUGUGCACCCCGCUGCCCGCCCAUCCACGCUGUGACAGCUCCCCGUGCCCACCCCGCCGUGCCCACCCCGCCAUGCCGCCCCAGGGCCCCUCGGCGUCCCGCCGGCCGCUGCUGCUCUUGGUGGUCGCCCUGGGCUGGCUGCUGGCCCUGCAGCUGUUGCUGGACCUGCGGGCGCUGGGGCUGCUGUGCGGGGCUCUGGCCGUGCUGGGGGGCUGGCUGGGCCCCCCGGCCCUCGGCCCCCGCGGCCGCCGGCUGCGGCUGGAGCGGUUCGUGAGCUCGCUGCGGGCCCCGGCCGGCAGCCCCGCGGAUGAGGCCCGGCUGGAGGAGGAGAUCGCCAGCACCGUCCGUAAAGUGGUGCGGGAUUUCGUGGCCUCCUGGUACCGCACGGUGAGCAGAGAGCCGGCCUUCGAAGCCGAGGUGGAGAGGGCUAUGCUGGGGCUGGCUGCGGAGCUGCGGCGGCGGAUGAGGCGGGUGGACCGGCGAGCCCUGGCCCGCCGCCUCCUCCUGCUCUGCGGGCAGCACCUCCAGAGCUUCCUGCGGGCACGGGACUCCCUGAGGGCUGACCCCAAGGGCGGCCGGACGCUGUGGCGGGAGUACAGCCGGCUGGCGGGGCCGCAUCCCGCCCUGCUGAGCCCCGCAGCCGAGGUGGGCUGUGCCCGGGCCGCUGUGGACACGCUGCUGCGGGCGCUGGUGCCGUGGCCGCACCUGGAGACGCGGACGGGACGGUUCGUGGUGGUGGAGCUGGUGGCUUGCAACGUGCUGCUGCCGGCCGUCAGGAAGAUGUCUGAUCCCGACUGGAUCAACCUGCUGCUCAUUGGGGCGUUCUCCAAGAAACCCCGGGGUGGGAAGCCCCACCCUACACCCCCAGUGCCGGAUUCCUUGCCUUUCCCGGCACAGACGGACGUGGCUCCUGCCGGGCUACCCCCGUCCCCGAGGGCUGCAGAGGGGCUCAGGAGAGAGGCGGGGGCUGCUGGAGAGGAGGGAGAGGAGGUGAGCAGGUCAUGCCAUGCAGAGGAACCCUUCCUCCGCCCCCGAGCCCUGGGAUCCCUCUUCCCCUGUGAGGGUUUGGAGCUGGAAUCGCCCGCACCCGACAUGGGCCAGGACGUGGAGCUGCUGGCACCUUCCCCCGCUGGGGAGCUCCUUGAUGAGGCCCCCCAGGACCCCUCUGUGCCAGAGGGAGCAGCUGCCUCAGAGGAUGGCACAGGGGACCUGGACCAGGGCCCUGGCCCCAGCUCGGAUGCUGGCCUGCUUCCCACCUCUGCUUUGAGCUCCUGCCCUGACAUCCAGAUCGAGCUGGCGGUUGAGAAGGAGGAAGAAAGCCCAGCUGUUCCCAGGAGGUUCUCCUCACAGAGACCCUCCAGCCUGGGGAGAGAUGUGGGCACAGCCGAGGGCCCACCACAGUUUCCCUCAGAGCCCGGGCAGAGCCUGCCCCUGCUCUCAUCCUCCCCGACAGCUUCCGUGAGCACCUUCAGCUUCGAGCCCCUGAGCAGCCCCGACGGGCCGGUGGUCAUCCAGAACCUGCGGAUCACCGGCACCAUCACUGCCCGGGAGCACAGCGGGACUGGCUUCCACCCCUACACCCUGUACACUGUCAAGUAUGAGACAGCCCUGGAGAGCGAGGCCGCGGGCAGCCUCCAGCAGGUGGCUUAUCACACCGUGAACCGCCGCUACCGGGAGUUCCUCAACCUGCAGACCAGGCUGGAGGAAAAGCCGGAGCUCCGCAAGUUCCUGAAAAACAUCAAAGGCCCAAAGAAACUGUUCCCUGAUCUCCCCUUUGGAAAUAUGGACAGUGACAAAGUGGAAGCCAGGAAAAGUCUGCUGGAAUCUUUCCUGAAGCAAUUGUGUGCAGUCCCUGAGAUUGCAAACAGUGAGGAAGUGCAGGAAUUCCUCGCCCUCAACACCGAUGCCAGGAUCGCCUUCGUCAAGAAGCCCUUUGUUGUCUCCAGGAUAGACAAGAUCGUUGUCAAUGCCAUCGUGGACACCUUGAAGACAGCGUUCCCCAGGUCAGAGCCCCAGAGCCCCACGGAGGAUCUGAGUGAGUCGGAAGUGGAUGGGAAAUCCCAGACAGACGGGAAGAAGGCGACCAAGUCCAGGCUGAGGUUCUCAUCCAGUAAAAUCACUCCAGUGCUGAGUGUGAGUGAAGCUCAUGACAGGAUCGUGUACUCCAUCAGGGAGGGCAGUGCUGUCUCUGGCACCCUGUCGCUGGCUGCUAUGGAAUCCUUCAUCCAGAAGCAGGAGAAGCUGCUGGAAGCAGUCCCCAGCAAAGCUCCUGAAGGCGAGGGAGGCAGAGAAGCCAAGGAAACCCCUGAGCAGGAAGAAAUGGAUGGGCUGAGCACACCGGAGCAGGGAGCACAUCAGGACACUGACUCUGACUCUGAGACAGCUUUGGCUGACCUGGCCCUGGACGUGCUUCGCCUGGUGCUGGUGGAUCACUGGAGCUGGCUGUGCACGGAGAACAUCCAGAAGGUCUUCAACCUGCUCUUUGGGACCCUGGUUCAAAGGUGGCUGGAAGUGCAGAUGGUUACCCUGACCUGCACCCAGCGCUGGGUCCAGUACCUCCAGUUGCUCCAGGAGUCCAUCUGGCCUGGAGGAGUUUUACCAGCAGUGCCUAAAUCCCCCAGGACAGAGGAGCAGAAGAAGGCAACAGCAGAGCAGGCCCUGCAGAGCCUGAUGGGGAUCUUGCCCAAUGUGAUCCAAGAAAUCCUUGGGACCAGUAAGUGUCGGAUGAGCUGGAACCUGGUGCUGGAGUCGCUGAGCCAGCCUGUCAUCAACAGGCACCUGGUGUUCUGCCUCCUGGACAUUCUGCUGGAGUUCUUGGUUCUGAAGGGCUCCAGCAAGGAGCCCAAGGCUGCAGCUGCCACACCAUGUGCCUGUAGUGGCCUGGACAAAGCUGUCCCAGCCCUUUAACCGGGGCUGGUGCCCCCAGCAGUGGAGGAGAGAAGCAGCCACAGGCAUGGAAUGAUUGGAUUUUCAGCCUUUACUGAACGUGCCUGGGAGCUUCUUGUAAGGAAUUUCUCCAGCCAGUGCUAAAUGAAGCUGCUUCCAGGCUUCUCUGUUUCAGCUGGGUGGUGGAUCAAACCCAGAGUGAGGGGCUGAAGAUGCUGUGCAGCAUCUGUUUCAUUGCUGACCCGAUGGAGAGCCUGGAAUGAACCAGCCUGACCCGUUGGAGAAGGAGCCACAAACCCGUGGUCUUGCCCCACCUUCCUGAACAUCUCUAACAUCUCCAGGCAGAGAGCACAGGAGAUUUGCUUUCGUGGCUUUAGAGCCCACGUGGCACUGAGAGAGUUGGUGUGAUGGGACCUUGCUGAUGGAUGUUCCUGCAGGACAGGUGGAGGGAGGAGCAGUGCUGUCCCUGCUUUUGUGAGCAGCCUGUGCUGCAAAAUCCAUGUCAUAGCAGGAAGAAGGGGAAAGGAUGGAGUGUGGAGAUGUGCUGGUCCUGAAGUCAGCAUCCAACUGCCCAAAUACCUGGGAGGUGAGAACAGGGGUCAAAGGUGCUGCCCUGCCUUGGGGACAAAGAUCAGCUGCUUCUCCCUGCCACUGCUCUAGGAUGCAGUAGGGUGGACUGUGAUCCUGGGAAAGAGACUCUCCUCAGGCUAGGGAGGAAUGGUAGCUCGGCUGGACUUUAGGAUUCCCUUCUAUUGUGCUUUCUGAGUCACCUUUUAGUCCCUGGGACAGUCACCUGGAAGGCACAGGACAAAAGGAGCUGACCCAUGUGGGACACAGCAAGUAAAUCAGCUCCCACACGAAUGAGCUUGUCACAGGAAGCUCUGGAAGAGGAAUGAGUCCCUUGGAGCCCGGGGGGAAUCCUGGACAGCCAGAGGGUGAGGCCCCAGCACAGGGCCUGCAAGCACUACCUGAGCUCUGCUCCUCAUUGCUGUGGCACUGGGCUUUGGUUUGCUGUGCCUGCUGCUGCAGCAGCUCCAGGCAGGGCUCUGGAAAGCCCCUCAGGUCACGGAGCAUGGAUUUGGCUGCUGCUUCUCCAGGUUGUCCAAGACUUGUUUUGUGAGCUGAUGUUGCUCAGCAGUCAGGUUCCUGGGAGUACAAAAGGACUCAGAACAUGCACCAACACACCAGUUUGGUGACCUGCUUUGGUGUAUUUUCUGGGAGAAAUAUGGACUGACCAGUGCUGGACUUGGCUGGUCAAGGUGUUCUCUAGAGACCAAAGGAGGCUGCACACAAGGGAACCAUGCAGGAUCACUGUAGUGUCUGUGCUACAGUGCCAGAUGGUUUCAUCUCACAGAACCAUGGAAUGCCAGGCUGGAAGAGACUGCCUGCUGUUUGCGGGAGCUGGAUGCUCCAUGGCAUGUUUGGAGAGAAGGCAGUGUAACUCCAGCAUGCCAGUCCUGCUCUUUCCCAAGGAACUGCUUAAUGAUGGACUCACCACAGUGUGAGCUGCUCUGUGCUUCUGUGGUGUGAAAAUACCGGGAGGGAUCAUCUUGCUGCCAGCAGAUGGAUUUUUAGGGAGCUCUAAGGACAUCCCAAGACCAGGCAGAUUCCAAUGUCAUGAAGCAAAGCAGUUCUGCAUCACUGUUGGAGCCAUUUCUCAGCAGGAGAUGGUAGCUUGGCCACCUGCUUGGAGAAGAAGGGAGAUGCGAGUUAAGUAAGAGUAGAUUAGGUGGAGAAUGCUUUGGGAUAAUCCCAACUGGCUGAGCAGCAGUUUGGGAAGCAGGACUCAGAUAUAUCCUUAAAUAUCUGCUUGGAGCAGCUGCUUCACCUUGUCUUUCACUGCCAGGUUCCUGUUCCACUCCUUUUUCCUCCUGCUUCCAUUUACUACCCCAGCUGCCAGGAGGGGGAGAAGGAGCCACCAGCCAGAGAUGAGGCAGCAGAGCCCUGUUGUGCUUGGUGGCCUCCCAGAUGCUCCUGGUUGUGCUCGUUUGCUGUUGCUUCCUAAGUAAUGGUGUGGUUUUGGGGCUCCAGGACUGGGGUCUGUCUUUGAUUAGGGAUAAUAUUAAGAGUCUUUGCUGAAGAGGGUCAUGGAGUGCAGGUUAUCCAUUGCCAGUUCCAGCUUAGGGCAAAAGUCUAGAGCUGUCCCUACACGCACUGGAAGGACGAGCUGACACUUCUCCUUUGCCAGGAAGCCCAAGUUCUCCCUGCUUUAAACCCCCACCUCUGAAAUUAUGCAAAUGACUGAAUGUUCAGUCCUCCUGGUGGAAAUAAUUUGUGAUCACUGCCAGUUUGGGAGCUGGUGCGUGGCUGGGGUGGUGCAGCAGUGAUUUGGGGUUGUCCCAGCAGCAACGUCCCCCUCUGUGUUAAGAUACAAAGAGCUGGGGCAGAGAGAGAGAAAUUAGAUUUACUUAUGUGCACUGAGAGUCAGUGUCAGAGCUGGGAGCAGACCUAAGGAGUUUGAAUUGCAGAAGGGUUGUUUUACUCUCCAGAACCCCCUUCCUUGCCUCAGACAUGAGGGGUUUGAGCCCUUUCUCAUGCUCUCACUGGCUGGGCUUCAAAUUCCCAUUCUCUCCUUGGGAGAUCUGAGUACAGCCUUACAGCUGAGGUGGAGCUGCCCAGGAGCAAAGAGCCCCUCUCUGCAUCGUGUUGUUAAGGAGUAAAACAAAUCCAGUUAAAAGCUCAGCUUUUCUCCUACUGCAAGUCCUUUGCCUCACUGUAAUUUUGGGAUUAAAUUGAGCACAAUGGUGGCAAAUAGAAACUUCUGCAUUCAGGUGGGCUGAAAGUUUAUUUCCGUUGGACUAAGACUAGAAAAACUGCUUUGGUAAAACAAACAAGGUUGACAAAAAAACUUAAGCUCGCUCUAUGUGUGUCAUAUUCUCAGCAAGCUCCUUUUUUUCUGCAGGAAUUUGUAGAAGGAAUUUGCAGAAGGCUCCUGCCACCUCUCUGAAGGGCGGGUGGUGAGAGCAGCCAGAUUCCAUCUCAAUGAAGAGUUGCAGCCUGGUGUCACGUUAGGUAAAGAGCAGUACCUGCCUCAGGUGGGUGCUCAGCUCUCCCUCUCCAGGUCCUUCUGGCUGUGCGUGAUCCGCCUCCAGCCCACCACUGGCUGAUUUUGUGGAGAAAUAUUUCCUUUCCUUCUUCCUUAGUUUCCCCCAGUUGACUGGAAGCUUCCUGGAAGCAGGGGUUGCUCCUAUGUGUGGCUGAGUGCAGUGGUGUAGAGCUCAAAGGCACCACUCUGAGCUAAAUAACUGUUAAACUGUGUUUUUAGGGGAAAAAAAUCCCACCAUGCACUGACUCCCUAUUUCCUGUACUCAACCUUUGUAUCAGCUGCUUGUGGUGCUGCUGUUGGAGUCUCUGUGGAAUUGUGCUGCUUGGAAAACCUGGUUAAUUGUUAAAUGGGGAGCAAAGCUUCACUCCCAAGUACUUGUGUGCAAUAAUACUUCAUUUCAAACUCA